AUUUUGAGAAUUGUUGAUGCUUGAUGCAGGUACACCUGGCGUGGGCAAGAGUUUAAUGUCGCGUAUGUUAUCGGAGAAAACCGGCUUAGAGUGGCUCGAUGUCAGUAAACUAGCCAUCGAAAAUGAAUGCCUAGAUGCGUACGACGAGGUAUAUCAAUGCAGCGUGUUGGACGAGGAUAAGUUACUAGACAGUAUGGAGGGUCCUAUGAGUGAAGGAGGAAAAAUCGUUGACUAUCAUAGUGUCGAGUUCUUCCCUGAAAGGUGGUUCGACAUCGUAUUUGUACUUAGAACAGACAACACUAUUCUAUAUGAUCGUCUAAAGGAAAGAGGCUAUUGCGGGAAGAAAUUGGAGGACAAUAUAGACUGCGAAAUUUUUCAAACUAUUCUUGAAGAAGCGAGAGCUUCCUACAGGGAAGAAAUAGUACACGAAUUAAUAAGCAAUACAUUAGAUCAGUUGACCGAUAAUGUAAAUAGAAUAUGUCAGUGGUUGGAACAGUGGAAAAUAGAUAAUCAACAAACUUGAGGAGAUACUUAUUUCUUAUCAGGCUAAUUUUCAU
Molecule: messenger RNA, 557 nt
Organism: Pogonomyrmex barbatus (red harvester ant)
Lineage: Eukaryota; Metazoa; Arthropoda; Insecta; Hymenoptera; Formicidae
Gene: Ak6
Product: adenylate kinase isoenzyme 6
Cellular component (GO): nucleus; cytoplasm
Molecular function (GO): ATP binding; ATP hydrolysis activity; AMP kinase activity
Source: RefSeq, a predicted model, not a curated record